This is a messenger RNA of Porites lobata, 432 nucleotides long. The record is from the annotation of a GenBank genome assembly. Lineage: Eukaryota; Metazoa; Cnidaria; Anthozoa; Scleractinia; Poritidae.
AUGCCUAAAGCGAAGACUGAAACUCGCCCUCAUAGUGAGCGUUCUAAGGGGCUUUCUCGCACCAGUCCAGGGAACAGUGUACAGGCAAGCUCAACCGCAAGUCACUCCCUCGUUUCAACACGGGUGCAAGCGAACGGGUCAGGUGCAGUUCUCUCACCCUCUUCAGUAGCAAUCUCACAAGCAUUCUCGUCACAAGGGAUGCCAUUCAAGAGUGUGCUGCCCCCUCACUUUUUGGAGACACUAGUCGCAAAGGUUGCAGACCAGGUUUCUCAUCGUUUCUCAACAGUUCUUCCUGCCCAGACCACUACUCCUGCAUCCUCUCAGUUGACAGAGGUGGCUGUCUGCAUGCUCAUCUUCAAGCACCUCGAUGUCCACCUUUGCCUCACCUUCCACCAGUGGACCAGACCCCACCAGUUCCCCCGCUUCUCCUGA